ACUCAGUAUUCCGUAGACAGGCAAUAUAGCAAGAACGUGUCAAAGCAUAAGAUCGAGACCUGCGGCCGGUGUGUGUAUUGUCAGGUCGCCCUCGCUGUCUUUUAGGGAAGAGUUGUUGAGAUCUAGCUGAAGAGUGCGUUUUACGUCGAAGGUGAAAACAGAACAAUCUCGCGUGUGCAACUGCUGCUCGUUGUAGUUGGGACUGUAUGUGUGCGUGUAGGCGCACUCGGCCUUCAGUGGGAUAGUCGCGGUGACGACGGCAGAGGUGUCCUUCUAGGGUACGGCGACGGGCGCGAAGACUUCGUGCGAGGAGAGAUCCCUUCGAUUUGGGAAUUGGUAGCUAGAACCUUCUCCGCUGGCCACCGGCCCGAAGAGAGACGCUUUUGAAGUGAAUCGCGUGAACAACGAGCUGCUCUAUCCAAGAAAAGAUACCCUGAGUAAAAUGUGUGUCGUGGUGCUACGUGCACUGGUAGUGUUCCGUCGAAUACGCGAGUGUUUGCGGCCCGAUCGCACUUUGUAAUCAUCAUCCCUCACUCACUUUGCCUGCGUGUAUGCAAACAGCAGCACCUGUGCUCUCCAGCAGAAAAAAACACAAGGCAAACAUGAAAUAUUAUUUCAAUCGAAGUGAUUAAGUAAAUCCGUUCACUCAAAACCAGUCGUCACCAAGUGUCGUAAUUGUUGUGAUGUGGUGAUCAAAGUGAAAGUAUACCAAGAGUUAAAAACUCGCAAGCAUAGCGUAAGAAAAAUUGCAACAACCGAGAAGAUAACAGAAAAUGUGCUGAAUCCCACACACGAACGAAGGCCAGUUAACCCAACUCGAUCAGUUCAUUUUUUUCGGAGUUACCGGUCAGAAGAAAACGUUUCAAAAAUUGAGAACCAAAAUCUCCCAUCAAUGAUGCUCCACGAGGCAGUAAUGUUGGAAAUCUACCGCCAGGCACUUCACGCCAGUGAAAUGGCCAGUCCUAGAUGCCAAUCGAGGGAGUCAUCCGGCGGCGGACGUUGCCCUUCGGACGAAUCAAUUCGCUCCGAGGGCGACCGGGACGGACAGAAUUCGGGUGCCAACGUGAGCCCGGUUUCGAUCACGCUCCCACCCACCCUCGCGCCAGCAGCUGCCGCCGCUCUCCUGCCUCAGCAUUCUGCCGCCAUGGCCGCCUACCUCAACGUUGCGGCCGUAGCGGCACAGCAGAACCGACUGCUGCUAGGAUCCCCGCUGGCCGGACUAGCAGCCGCUCGCAAUGGAUCUCCGCCGAUUCUACCUCCGCUGGCGUCCCCGACCGACGAAAGUGACGAUGCUGUGCUGGACUUUAGCAAAAAACGAUCCGACAGUGGCACGGCUGACGAGGACGCUAAUAGCGACUGCGACGACGGAGAUGCUGUGAACCUGAGCGGAAAAUCCGGCGAUAACAGCCCACUGGAUUUGUCGGUUAGCACUAGGAAACGAUCCGGUGAUGACUCCGAAUCGCCUCCACCAAGGAAAACCCCCCGUUCUAUGGAGUACAAGCCAUCAAUUGUGAGUCCUUGGAGCUCUCCAGUUGGACCACAGCUUCCGUACUUUGCUGCCGCCGUUGCCGCUGCCAGCAUGUCUCCCAAAAAUAAUCACUCAGACUGGAACGGAAAGCACAAAGGCGUCGCCAAUGAAGCCGCAAAAGCCUUAGAAAAAAUGACCGAAAUGAGCCGUUUGGGAGGGGACGAAAUCUUUCGGCCAUCGAACAAUAAUGCCGGAAGCGGUGGUGUUUCCUCUGCAGGCGGUGGCCGUCACAGCGCUUGGCAGUCCCAUUGGCUCAACAAAGGUGCCGACUCAGCGAAAGAUGUUCUCAAAUGCGUAUGGUGUAAGCAGAGCUUCCCGUCAUUAGCUGCUUUGACUACUCACAUGAAAGAAACUAAACAUUGCGGCGUUAACGUUCCUCCUGGCACAGGGAUGCCCCAGCAACCGAUCCAGCAACAACCACCGAAUUCGUCCAUACAAAACACAGGUAGUAGUGCUUCCAACAAACCAACACCCAGUGAACUAAACCUGCUGAUCAAGGAAACAAUGCCUCUGCCGAGGAAAUUGGUUCGCGGUCAAGAUGUUUGGCUUGGUAAAGGAGCUGAGCAAACCCGUCAAAUCCUGAAGUGCAUGUGGUGUGGCCAAAGCUUCCGAACUUUAGCCGAAAUGACCACUCACAUGCAACAGACGCAACACUACACAAAUAUAAUCUCGCAAGAACAGAUCAUAUCGUGGAAAUCAACGGAUGACAAGCCCGGUGGCCCACCAGGACCCAGCGGUGGCAACACACCAGUUCCUCCCGGCGCAGCAAACGCUCCACCAGCACAGGCAAACAGUCACGUCAGUGCCGUUUUAACCUGCAAGGUUUGCGACCAAGCAUUCUCCUCUCUGAAAGAACUCAGCAAUCACAUGGUCAAAAACGCCCACUAUAAAGAGCACAUAAUGCGUUCAAUCACGGAAACCGGUGGCCGUCGUAGGCAAACGCGGGAAAAGCGGAAGAAGUCACUUCCUGUGCGCAAACUGUUGGAAAUGGAACGAGCUCAGCACGAUUUCAAAAAUGGAGAUAACCCUGCAAUGAAUCCCGCUGCCAAUAAACCUCUUCGCGACAUGGGAGCCGGAAAAAUAACCUGUGAAAAGUGCAAUGAAAAGAUCGAAACCACCAUGUUUGUUGACCAUAUCAGACAGUGCAUUGGUGGAACGGCAAUCCUCCAAGCACAGCAGCAGCGAGAAAAACUUAAGAACGCUCUUCUGUCCAACACAAUCAUCCCUCCGGAUUCGAUAAGCCCAGUGACACCCACCAGUCGGGAUGGUAGAAAAUCUGUUGGAGAUGAUCUGUCGUCACCGCUUUCAUUGCAGAAGUCGCCCAUGCCAGCGGAUCUAUCUUCUCCAGCUUCAGCCAAGAAAGACGGAGAGAAAAGCUCCUCACCGUCGGUACUAAAUGCAAUAGAGCAGCUAAUCGAAAAGAGCUUCGACACUCGAUCGCGGCACCCGAACACGAACUUCGGCAACAAUAGCCAAAGCACCACCCCAUUGGGCUCGAGCAUACUAAAACGGUUAGGAAUCGACGAAAGCGUUGACUACACGAAACCCUUGGUAGACCCGCAAACGAUGAAUCUGCUUAGAACUUAUCACCAGCAGCAGUACGUGGCGCAGUUUGGCCGGCGAGAAAGAAGCGGCAGCGAAUCGAGUUCCAUUUCCGAGCGAGGAUCGAGCCGAGUGGAUUCCCUAACACCGGACAAGAAAUUUGACACGACUGGUCACUCGACGCCAAGGGGAACGCCGGAGAAACAGUUCUUGGAUGACCACAACAAUAGCGACGGGCAAGGUGCAGUGAACAUCAAGCGAGAGAUGCAUAGCGACGAUGAAGAAGAAGCGGAUAAACAUGAACCACCGAAAAUCAAAAUCAAAAAGGAGUUGGACGAAGAUGACGAGGAGGGGCCGAUGCGACCACCGAGUAAAUCACACGAAGAUGUGUUAGAUAUGGAGAAGGAAUUGAAGCGGCGGAACAGUGUGGCAUCCAGUCCUGCGCCAAGUCCACGAAUGUCUACGGCCAGCGUGCCGUUGAGUCCAUCAGCUAGUCCAAUCAGUGAUCAUCAUUCCAUUACCUCGAGAUCUACACCGGGUGGGGCGGACGGUGGUGGCGCGAGUAAAAAAGCAUCAAGUGUGAGUGUGAGUAGCAGUUUGGGAGCAUUGUCGUCGAUGUUUGACAGUCUGACCGGAGCGAACAGUGUGGGCAAUGCUGAGUCGGGUGGUACCGGGAAGAAAUCCAGUGCGCAUCCGUUGGCCGCUUUGCAGAAGCUUUGUGAUAAAACGGAAACAACUCCGAAUGCGAGGGGUGGCGCAAGCAGCGCUCUGCUAUCGGCGACGACCAAUGCUCCAGGAAGCAGGACCGCUCCUGGAGCAAUACUGGCUUUUAGCUGGGCUUGUAACGACGCAGUGGUGUCAGAUGAAUCGGUGAUCAAGUGUGCCUAUUGCGAUACAACGUUCACCUCAAAGGGUGCCUAUCGGCACCACUUGUCGAAAGCUCACUUUGUAAAUGAUGACGUAAUUCCAGAUCCAAAGGGUUCUUCGAUGAAACCCGGCUCUCCACUAUCCCCAAAAUCUACCGGUAGUGGGGUGACGGGUGGAGGUGGUCGCGACAGUGUAAACCGUUCCGACGGGGGAGGCACUCCCAUUCCACCGAGCAGUGGUUGUGUCAGCACGGGGGGUGGAAACAGCAGUGGAAAUGGACAGCCGAAGAGUCCAACGCCGGUGCAAUCGCCGGCAACAUUCGAUGAAAGUCCGCACUCCAAGUUUCUUAAGUACACCGAACUGGCCAAGCAAUUGUCAUCCAAAUACGUCUGACAUUCCUAAGUUUGCAUACGCGCUCUUGGCAAAACCCGGUAGGUUUGUUUCGUUUUCAUGUUGUGCUGUAUUUUUUAUGUAAAUAUAAUCCACCAAACGGUCGAAACGAUGAUGGACGGCCAGCGAGACAGAGCACGAGUAUGGUUUGUGUACGAAGAAGGCGAAGUGGCAAAAUAGCGCAUCAAUAAAAUUGUUCGAGAGUAAGCGAGAGGGGUAGAGUCGAAGAAAACGAGGCAGUAAAUAACGUAUUUAUGUGUGUAUCCAUUUCUGCUAUGGUGCGUUCAAUAACCACUUGAAGGAAUGUAAACGACGAAGGAACGGAUCAAAAGAAGACAGGGAAAGAGCGUGUGGGAUGGCAGGGUCGCCAGGCCGUGCCGUGGUGAUCAACAACAGAAGCGGCAAAGCCGACGGGAGCAGGUUUUUUCUUCUCUUCUGUAUGCGGUCCGAGGCGGCCUCUUUAGAAGUGUUGGUAAAUCUCUUUUUUCCGCUUCUUUUAAAUCACUCGCUUUAAUGACUGCUAUAUACACAUCAGCAGUGGCCGCGGCGCAGUGGUGUGUGAGAAAAACUUUUACACAUGCAAGUGUACGCCACACGACGCGAACGAGGCCACCUCAGCUGCUACUGCAAAAAGAACUCUCAGAGGAGGGAAUAUGAAGUAGAGCAAAGCACAACUUGCAACAGUGUGGGUUUGCCUCUAGAGUGCAGUUUGAUUUUUUUUUCUUGUGCCAUGAAGGAGGACGGAGAAGAAAUCAAUCAAGAAAAUAAAACCAACGUCAGCGAAAUCGCUGGGCUGUGCGCUUCGUGUGCCUUGGAUUCGUUUGAUGAGAGGAAGAUGGAAGGGGUAAAUACAGACAGAAAGCCAUCGGAAGGCCGUCGCUGGUUGCAGAAAAACAAAAUGGAGUUUGCAUGGGGCUUUGAAAGAUGGGACUAACCUCGCGGGCCUCGAUGGUUUCCUGUUUGGCAAGUUCGAUACGCUCAGUGACAAAAGCUUCUCGUUUGCUCUCAUUCAAUUACCUGUUGGUGUAAUUCCCAUAGCUCUGUUGGCAGGAAAUCGUCAUAUGUAGAAAACUAUGGUGGAUCACAUAAAUUUACAUAACGCAUGUGAUUACACAUAUCUUGAAAACAAAAUAGAAAAGCAAAAAUUAUAAAUUUUGGGCGGCUAAGUUUCAAAAAUCAAUCUCUGCAGUCAUUCAAAAAGCAAAGAUUUCUAAAAUUUGUUAUAAUUAUUUAUGUACAAAACGAGAAAAAUGCUGCAAACCGGAAAUGCAAACCAUACCUCUGUUAUGCCAUUUUAAUAUGUUUCAUUUUAUUGAAAAGAUGGAGCGUUAAAACAUUAAAAGAAAUCCAGCUACGCGCGUCACAAAUCAAUAUGAAAACUGAAAUUUUAAGAAUUUUCUCCUAAGUAGUACAUCAAAAAGAAAAUAAAACGUCAAGCUAUACGAUAAAAUAAAACACGAACAAAUGAGACCCAACUAUCAAACGCCAUUGUGAAACAUUCUGCAUGAAGCAAAAUAUGUUAAAAUUAUUCAAUUUCAAUCGAAAAUUUGGUAUACGUAAUUUACACUGGAAAACAAACAUAAGUAUUAUAUUAUCACUUCUGACCCUAAUGAAAAAAUAAGCGUUAAGCUGUUGUAAUCAGCCACAGUAACAAAAUUAUACGAAAUUGAAACUUUUGGUAUACGGCGAUGAAACACGAUAAAUCAACGGAGAUUUAAAGAAAUCCGGAUUUCAGUUACAACCCAUUGAACUUAAAAAAAAAAACAAAAGUAUUAUAGCAUACUCAUUGCGUGCCAAAAUUAAACUUACAUAUAAGCAAGGAACGAGGGAUAAGACAUCUCUCGUCCAUCAGUGAAAAUAAAAUGAAAAUCAAAACUGCGUGAACAUUAUUAAGCUUCAUUUCUCCACAAGCAGAUAAUAAACUGUACUGCUGUGUUCAAUAACGUCACAGAUCGCUGCACUAAGGGCAACCGAAUAGUUUCGAUUGCUCCCAGAUUUGCAUUUAUUACAUGUUAAUAUUUCUGUUUUCAUUUAUAAUUUGUUUUCAUUACUCCUAGGAGACAACUAUGUGAUUUCUGUGAAUAGUGAACUGCUUUCACAUCUUGUACAGCUACCCGCAAACUGAAGUAGGUUUUCAUUUUGGUUCUGUUGAAAAUAGAUUUUGUUGUAAAACUCACAAAUUGAAAAUUACGUGGAAUGCAAUGUAAAUACUAACAAGACGUACGCAGCUAAUAACUUUCUUACAACCUAAAUUAGUAGCAACAGAGUAAAAUAAAACGACGUACGAUCUGUAAGGUAAAUCUUUGAUUCAAUAUAUGAAUACAGCUUAGAGAUACAUACAUUUUAGAUAUAGAUCAAUCUGAAUACAGCGUAGGAUAAAUGAAGUAAAAUAAUUAAGCAACAUAAACUCGUAUUUAUUGAAAACAAUAAACUUCUGACAGAUGGAAGUUGUAACAGUAACAGAUCUAAACAUCUUGAAUAGUAUUAUUAAAAGAAAAAUCUAAAAUAACACGACUACGCCAAUGGUACGAGUGAACAGAAUACGACGCCGUAUACGGAUAUGAAACUAAAAAUCCAGUUACAAUGGUAUACUCGUGCAACACACUGAAAUCAAAUUGAUGAUACGAAACUUUAGAAGUAGCAUAUGAAAAACAGUCAUCUUGGAUAAGUCAAACGGAACUACAAGUACUAAAAGGUAUACGUAAUUAUAAAAGUGAACGGAUGAAAAUAAAUCAAUUCGGAAAAAUGACAUGUCAAAUUGAAAAAUUGUAAAUUUUGGACGAUAAAAUAAAACACUAGCAUUAGCAAUAAACUCUGGGGAGCCCUAUCAAUCUCUUUGGGAAAGCUAUGUAGAGAUUUACUCACAUCACUUGAAAUCGAAUUAAUAAUAACGAGCGAAUAGAAACCAGUGUAUUUAUAGUGAUAUCACAUUACCAGAAAAGAAAAACGCUACAUCAGAUUCCCCAGAAAUGAUUUGAUCCAGCUCUUGCGAGGCGAUUUCAUCAGAUUGUUAUUUUCCAGUUUAGUGCUCGAGCUGAAGUUUUAUUUGAAUUGCCGUCACUGCUGUGAUGGCACCGCAUCACAAUUUGUUAUUGCUUGGUAAUUAAGGACUUUCGCUCACCUCAGAACACUAAUCGCUGCUGCAGUUGAUAAUUUUCCAGUGAAACAUCAUCCGAUUUCUUUUCAUCCGCAACUGGUGAUACACCAGCAACAAAACACAGCGCAAGUUGAUAAAAACAAAAGAAAAACCUACACCCACUAAAAAGUAAAUAAAAUCUAUAAAUAUAGAUAUAAAUAUAUAUUAUACGAGAUAUAAAAAUCAAUUAUUAUUUAAAUGCAAUUUUUAAAAAUUUUAAAAAGGAAAGCUCAAAAUAAAAAUAUGUAUAUGUUAAAAAUUUCAAA
Messenger RNA from Armigeres subalbatus, 7729 nucleotides. RefSeq names its product protein tiptop (gene tio). Lineage: Eukaryota; Metazoa; Arthropoda; Insecta; Diptera; Culicidae. The transcript is spliced from 3 exons. Gene Ontology annotation, biological process: regulation of transcription by RNA polymerase II. The coding region runs from base 893 to 4330 and encodes 1145 amino acids. Gene Ontology annotation, molecular function: DNA binding; DNA-binding transcription factor activity, RNA polymerase II-specific. Gene Ontology annotation, cellular component: nucleus. The record is from RefSeq and is a predicted model, not a curated record.